UGACAAUGAUAGGAUGUGGAUGGCCACAGGUCAUGGUAUAUAUGCUGUACGUUGCCCCAAAGCUAAGGCCUUAGUAUUCUCCUCCCAAACUUUCAGUUGUUGACUUUAUUCCUAUAAAUACUAAAAGCUAGCGUUUGAUGCUACUAGUCCACCAGCAUAUUCAAGCAACAAAAUUACUGGAGAUCAUGAAUCUUUCACUACUGACAUGUUUGCUUCUCCUCUCCAGCUACCAGUUAACCUUUCUCAUCAUAUCAUGCAACGCCAACCAAAUCGACAACCUCAACAAGUUGAUUAAGUCUCGCAAAUCUGCGAAUCCUCCUCGGGCAGACUUAUGGGAUGGCUCAAAUGUUGCCGAUGACCAAUUUUCACCAGUUUAUGUUGGACUCCAAGAUGGGUUGAAGGAAGCUGAUAAGAUUGGUUCUUUGCCAGGACAACCUCAAGGCGUAAACUUUGACCAAUAUGCAGGGUAUGUUACUGUAGACCAGAAAGCCGGGAGAGCAUUGUUCUACUACUUUGUAGAGUCGCCCCAGGAUUCAUCAACUAAACCUUUGUUGCUAUGGUUAAAUGGAGGACCAGGAUGCUCAUCUUUGGGAUAUGGAGCCAUGGAAGAAAUUGGACCCUUCAGAGUCAAUAAUGAUAGAAAGACACUAUUCAGAAAUGACUAUGCUUGGAACAACGUGGCAAACGUGAUCUUCUUGGAGUCACCAGCAGGAGUUGGGUUCUCAUAUUCAUACACAACAUCCGACUAUGGAGACGUGGGUGACAAGAGAACAGCAGAGGACUCCUAUAAAUUUCUUGUAAACUGGCUGGAGAGAUUUCCCCAAUAUAAAACCAGAGACUUCUUCAUCACCGGAGAGAGCUACGCCGGUCAUUACGUACCUCAACUUGCCUCCACCAUUCUCUUAAACAACAAAGUCACGAAGCAAACAAAAAUCAAUCUCAAAGGAAUUGCAAUCGGAAAUGCUUGGAUUGAUGAUAGUACUGGUGAACUGGGGAUUUACGAUUAUGUGUGGACACAUUCUAUGAAUUCCGACGAGACGAAUGCAGGGAUACACAAAUAUUGUGAUUUUUCUUCGGGCAAUUUCUCCAGCGCAUGUGACAAAUAUCGAAGUCAAGUUGAGGAGGAGCUUGGAAAUGUUGAUAUUUACAACAUUUAUGCUCCCCCUUGCAAAACAUCAGAACCCACUAAAUCUCUCUCAAAAUCUUCUAUUGAUGAUUUUGAUCCAUGCUCUGACAAUUAUGUGAAAACCUAUCUAAAUCUUAAGGAGGUUCAAGCGGCUCUUCAUGCAAAACCUACAGAGUGGUCAGCUUGCGGUGGAGUUGGAUGGACAGACAGCCCAACCACCAUUCUACCCACCAUAAAGCAGCUUAUAGCAAGCGGGAUAAGUUUAUGGAUAUACAGUGGAGAUAUUGAUGGGAGAGUACCAGUCACAUCUUCUAGAUACGCCAUAAACACUUUCAAAUUGCCCCUACAAACUCCAUGGCGAGCCUGGUAUUCAAAUGGACAGGUUGGAGGAUAUGUGGCUGGGUACAAAGGAUUGACAUUUACCACAAUAAGAGGAGCAGGUCAUAUGGUUCCCAGCUAUCAACCGCAGCGAUCACUUACCUUCAUCUCAUCUUUUCUUCAGGGGAAACUUCCACCUUCCUCCUAAUUAAUCAUAUCAAUUUCCCAACCGCACUACUGCUAUUGAUUAAUCCUACGUUAAUUAUCUGAAUAUCCAGAUAUAUACAAUCUAAAUUCAAAAAGUAUUAUGAUUUGUAACCAUAUAUAUUUUUGUUUAAUAAUUAAAACAAUAACCAAGGUGAUCGUGUAAUAUCAUCCAUUGGGUUUAAUAUCAUCUAUUGGGUUUUUUGUUGUUUGAAA
Messenger RNA from Pyrus x bretschneideri (Chinese white pear), 1864 nucleotides. RefSeq names its product serine carboxypeptidase 1. Gene Ontology annotation, biological process: proteolysis. NCBI's taxonomy places the organism in Eukaryota, Viridiplantae, Streptophyta, Magnoliopsida, Rosales, Rosaceae. Gene Ontology annotation, cellular component: vacuole. The record is from RefSeq and is a predicted model, not a curated record. Gene Ontology annotation, molecular function: serine-type carboxypeptidase activity.